Molecule: messenger RNA, 951 nt
Organism: Monodelphis domestica (gray short-tailed opossum)
Lineage: Eukaryota; Metazoa; Chordata; Mammalia; Didelphimorphia; Didelphidae
Product: olfactory receptor 8K3-like
Biological process (GO): G protein-coupled receptor signaling pathway
Cellular component (GO): membrane
Molecular function (GO): G protein-coupled receptor activity; olfactory receptor activity
Source: RefSeq, a predicted model, not a curated record
AUGGAAGGAGGAAAUGAAACUUCACUGACUAAGAUUACUGAAUUUAUUUUCAUGGGUGUUACAGAUCAUCCAGAGCUACAAGUUCCUUUGUUUCUGGUCUUCCUUCUCAUCUACACUGUUACAGUGGUGGCAAACUUUGGCAUGGUCAUCCUAACUAAGAUUGAUUCUCGCCUGCACACACCCAUGUAUUUUUUCCUCAGGCACUUGGCACUCAUUGAUCUUGGUUACUCCACAGCCAUUGGACCAAAAAUGCUGGUCAAUUUUGUAGUGGAGAAAAAUAUAAUUUCAUACACUGGUUGUGCAAUACAAUUAUUUGUCUUUGUGACACUAAUCAUCAGUGAACUUUUUGUGCUGUCAGCCAUGGCCUAUGACCGUUAUGUGGCUAUUUGUAAGCCUCUGCUCUACACAGUCAUCAUGUCUGACAAAGUGUGCUGGAUCCUGGUGGCUAUCCCCUACAUCUAUAGCAUGUUUGUUUCCCUAACAAUUGCUAUCAAGAUUUUUAAUUCAUAUUUUUGUGGAUCUAAUGUAAUUAGACAUUUCUACUGUGACAACCUCCCAUUGUUGUCCAUGAUUUGUUCUAAUACUAGUGACAUAGAAUUAAUAAUUUUGUCCCUUUCUGCUCUUAAUCUAUUCUCCUCUCUUCUGGUUGUCCUUAUUUCAUAUGUGUUUAUUCUUGUGGCCAUCCUCAAAAUGAACUCUGCUGAGGGAAGGCGCAAAGCCUUCUCUACCUGUGGCUCUCAUCUCACAGUUUUAGUUGUAUUCUAUGGGACUCUCACCUUCAUGUACUUGCAACCCAAAUCUAGUCACUCCUUUGAUACAGACAAGAUGGCCUCCGUGUUUUAUACCUUGGUGAUUCCCAUGCUCAACCCUUUGAUUUACAGCUUGAGAAACACAGAAGUGAAAGCUGCCUUACAAAGAACCCUGAAAAAUAGACAAAAAUGUUUUAUUUAA